AUGUCCCAACCACAGAUAUUUAAAGCCACCUAUUCUGGCGUUCCCGUGUAUGAAAUGCUGUGCAAGGGCAUUGCAGUUAUGCGACGCCGUUCGGAUUCAUACCUUAAUGCGACUCAGAUCCUAAAAGUGGCUGAUUUCGACAAGCCUCAGCGAACCCGCAUCCUCGAGAGAGAAGUGCAGACAGGUCUUCAUGAAAAGGUUCAGGGUGGUUACGGAAAAUAUCAAGGCACCUGGGUUCCCUUUAUUCGAGGCGUCACCCUUGCCCAGCAAUACCAAGUAGACCAUCUCCUUCAACCUAUCCUACAGUUUGUUAAAGGCAAUGAAAGUCCCCCACUUGCUCCCAAACAUGUCACAGCUGCUACCGUACGCCCUCGGAAACCUCGUGAGACCCGCCGAAAGCGAGCCAAACGCCUCGAAGAAGACGUAUCAGAAGGCGACAUUUCAUCUCAGUACAGUGAUUUGCAUGACCAUGACCCACCCAUCUCACUUGAGACAGGCUCACCUUCACCAUCUCCCUUGUUUCGCUCAACCAUGGUUCGUGAUAAUACUUUCAACGAAGAAAGUACCAGCCAUGCAAAUAACAGUACUUCCAACCACCUUCUACCUCCCACACAAUCUUCUCGCACAAAACGACCAAGAGCAGCUGUAGAAGAAGCGCUGGAGGAUAGUGAAGAAGAGGAGGGCGUGGAGAGAACAUACGCACAAAGACUGCUGCGCUACUUUGUGUCCGAGACUCAGGGACCUCCCUCAUUCUUACUUCACCCACCACGCGAUCUCGAUGUGAAUGUGAUUAUUGAUGAGGAGGGGCACACCAGCCUUCACUGGGCAGCUGCCAUUGGUCGCAUUCAAAUAGUGAAGCUACUUAUAGAUCAAGGGGCAGAUAUUUAUCGGGUCAAUUACAAGGGCCAAACUGCUCUCAUGCGUAGUGUCCUCUUCACCAAUAAUUUUGACACAAAGUCGUUCCAACUUUUACUCGAUCUUUUACAAAAAACCAUCUUUAAUAUUGAUAAGAAGGAUCAAACUGUAUUCCACCAUGUGGCAUCCACAGCCAGCUGGAAGGGAAAGGUCCAUGCAUCACGUUAUUAUAUGGACUGCCUUAUUGACAAGCUUGCUUAUAAUCGAUCCGAGUUGAUUUCUAUUCUUAAUGUACAGGAUGUUUAUGGCGAUACUGCAUUGACGAUUGCUUCGCGUAUAGGCAACAAAAAACUUAUUCGCCUAUUAGUAGACGCAGGAGCAAGUACAGAGAUUGCCAAUGAAGAAGGUAUGACGUCCCAAGAUUACUUGAUGGAAAUCGAGCGUGAAUCGACCCGUAACAGCCACAGCCACCAGGAUGGUGAUCAGUCCUCGCCGCAUUCUUCUGGAACUGAAAUGGCUGCUCGUACUCGUCUGCGCCAAAAGGUUGAAUCGAUGUUUAAAUUUAUUCUGGCCAAUGAUCGCUCUGUUCCGGCUGUCUCGCAGUUAUUUGAUGGAUUUGCAAGUAGCUACGAGCGUGAGUUAGUACAAAAAGAGCAGGAUCUUAAAGAAAAGAAGACCGAGCUUGACUUGGUUCACAAGAGACUGGUCGGCACACAACACGUGCUGGAUCACACUGAAGCAGACCCAGUCCUGCUGGCCCAGACGGAGAUCCAAGCAACCCAGCUAGCUCACCAGUUGCGCAAACUUACACAGUAUGUCCAGAAGAAGAAGCUAAAUAGACUUGUCCAAACUACAGAAUCCAUGCAGGCUCCUUUGACUACAACAGAUGUACCCACAUUAAAACACAAAAAGGCUCAGCUCUUGUCUCAAUUUGUGAAACUUCAGAAGGCGAGACAGGCCAAGGUUGACGAGCUUAUGAGUCUCAAAUCUGAAAGGCCAGAGAAGCGAUACCAGGAAUACAAGAGGCUAAUUUCGAUGUGCUGCAAUGUAGCUUAUGAAAAUGUAGAUGUAAUGCUCCUACCACUACUUGCUUCUUUUGACGAAGCUGCAGCUUAA
Phycomyces blakesleeanus NRRL 1555(-) is the source of this 1971-nucleotide messenger RNA. RefSeq names its product apses-type HTH transcription regulator. Lineage: Eukaryota; Fungi; Mucoromycota; Mucoromycetes; Mucorales; Phycomycetaceae. Gene Ontology annotation, molecular function: DNA binding; protein binding; transcription regulator activity. Bases 1 to 1971 code for a protein of 656 amino acids. Gene Ontology annotation, cellular component: SBF transcription complex; MBF transcription complex. The transcript is spliced from 2 exons. The record is from RefSeq and is a predicted model, not a curated record.